Molecule: messenger RNA, 1719 nt
Organism: Clunio marinus
Lineage: Eukaryota; Metazoa; Arthropoda; Insecta; Diptera; Chironomidae
Source: the annotation of a GenBank genome assembly
AUGUCUACAAUUGAAGAUUCACCUGUGAAAGUUGAAGAGAAACAAUCGUUAAUAAGAAAGUUCAUAAGCAACAUAAGUGUUGAACCUCUCAUCAUCUGUUGGCUUUUGCCCUAUCUUUUGUCUUACUCAGCUGUCGAGAAUUUAACUUACGAAAAAGCAUGUCGAGGAUUUGUUGAGCCGCCCGUCACAUUUCAAAAAGACAUUUGUAAACUUUUCGUAAGAAAAGAUUUAUUUGACAUUAAAUGUGAUGGUUCAAAUGUGACAUCGUUUGAAGAUUUAAAAGUGAAAGAAAUUGAAAAGAAAUAUCCAGAAAUUUACAACAAUGUCAAAAGUGACAUAAAGUCUGCGAUGAACUUUCUGUGCGAGAUUGAAGAGAAAGUUCAGGAGAAAAUUUCAUUGAUUAAUUCUAUUCGGAAUCCAAUCUCUGCAAUCGGACCUUUAAUCAUUGUUUUAUUUGCCGGACCAUGGAGUGACAAGAAGAAUUUGCGUGUUCCUUGUAUGAUUGUUCCACUGUUAGGAGAAGCGAUUGGUUACCUUUCUUUAUUCAUUUCAGCAUAUUUCAUUAAUGGACCAGUUGAAUUUCCACUUUACGCUUAUCUGUUGAUACCAUCACUCACAGGAGCUGAGACUCUAAUGGUAAUGGCUAUCUUCAGCUAUUUAAGUGCCAUUUCAACAGAAGAGAAUCGAACUUUUCGAUUUGGAAUGUUUAAUAUCAUCAUGACAAUCAUACCAAUUAUCGCUCAAAGUCUAAGUCCAAGUGCGAAUAAUAAUUUCGAGUACACUGGUCUAUUUGGGAUGAUGAUACCUGUGCAUGUAAUUGGACUUUUGUAUGGAAUAUUCUUUCUAAAAGAAGUUAAACAAGAUAAAAAAGAACCAACUCAGUCAUAUGACAAUCCUGCAUUCGUUGUUGAAGCCAAUCAAACAAAUAACGAAAAUACCUUGGAAAUAAUUGAGCCACAGAAUGAUGAAAAAGCAAAAAAUGCUUGUGCUGAGUUUUUUGAUCCACGAUUGGCUGUUCAAUGUAUUCAAACUUUGAUCAAAAAGCGAGAUUAUGGUGCAAGAUCAAUUCUCAUAUUACUUAUGGUGAUGCACUUUCUUGUUAGUGGAAUAACAAAUGGAGAAAUUCAAAAUAUUUUCCUUUAUCAACGUUUGAUAUUAGGAUGGGAUAUUGACACAAAUACAUAUCACAAUGUAUUCACAAUUGUCUUAGGAUUAAUUGGAACUCUCUUGAUGGUUGGUGUGUUGAGUAAAAUCUUAAAAAUUUCUGACAUUAUUUUAGCAUUGAUUUCAACCGCUUUGACUGUUUUAUCAAGAGUCAUUUACAGUAUUGUGACAUCGACAAUAGGAUUUUUUACUGGAUCAGCUGUUGACUUCACAGCAUCUGUUAAACUUUUAGCAGUUCGUUCGAUAAUUUCAAAACUUGUGCCAGCCGAAGAUUUAAGUUCCAUGUUUGCAAUUAUGGGAAUCUUUAACGCCUUGGCAGGAAUGGUUUUCCCGACUAUUUAUCCACUUGCGUAUAAAGCACUUCUGGAAAAUGCAAACCGAAGUGUUUCAGAAAUAUUUCAUUUAAGUGCUGCAUUAUUUCUGAUUGCAUUUAUAGUUUAUUCCCUUGUUUUUAAAUUGCUUAAAACAAAAGAAGAAGAACAAGCUGAAGAACAAGUUGAGGACAAACCUGAUAAACCAUGAAGUUAUUAAUAAAGCAAAAAAAAAUUACAUUCA